ACUAUUUAAUCUUCAAAAAAACCCACCACUUUAUUUAAAUACCACACUCCCACCCUCUCUUUCCUUUCUCUCCACACACACCCUUCUAUUUUGUACUACUCUCUCUCUAGAAAAAAAGAAAAAUAUUUGAUCAUCAAGAAAAUUUCACACACUACACACACUAAACUUUAAGAUGGCUAUUAGAAAAUACAGCGGCGGCAAACUGUCGCAGAAGGCAAUGAUAAAGCAGAUUAUGAAGCGGUGCUCGAGUUUAGGCAAGAAGAACGGCGGCGGCGGAUACGACGACGGCGGCAGCGAACAAGGGCUGCCGGUGGAUGUACCGAAGGGGCACUUCGUGGUGUAUGUGGGCGAGAAUCGGACCAGAUACAUCGUGCCGAUAUCAAUCUUGAACAUGCCGGAGUUCUUGAGCCUGCUCCGGCGAGCGGAGGAGGAGUUUGGGUUCGAUCACGAUAUGGGACUCACUAUUCCUUGCGAUGAAGAGAUUUUUCAGUCUCUUACAUCAAUGCUCAAGAUGUAAUAAUUAAUUAAUUAUUAUUAAUAUUUUACUUUUAAAUUAUUCCUUUUUUGGGAUUAAUUUUUUUUUUUUUAAAUUUAAUGGCUGACUAGUGAGAAACCCAUAUGGUGGUUGAUGAUAUU
Erythranthe guttata (spotted monkey flower) is the source of this 636-nucleotide messenger RNA. Its product is annotated as auxin-responsive protein SAUR50. Lineage: Eukaryota; Viridiplantae; Streptophyta; Magnoliopsida; Lamiales; Phrymaceae. Gene Ontology annotation, biological process: response to auxin. The record is from RefSeq and is a predicted model, not a curated record.